This is a messenger RNA of Staurois parvus, 495 nucleotides long. The record is from the annotation of a GenBank genome assembly. NCBI's taxonomy places the organism in Eukaryota, Metazoa, Chordata, Amphibia, Anura, Ranidae.
GUAACUUUAUAUAUAGAUGAUCAAGAAAUUGAGACAAGAAAACUACUUCCAGUUAUUGGAAUCUAUAUCAGUGGAAAAACUCAGAUUGGAAAAUACACUGGUAGAGAAGAAUCUGUCCAGUUUACACUUCAAAAGCUGAGAAUAUAUUGUGAUCCAGAACAGAACAAACGUGAGACAGCUUGUGAGAUUCCUGGAAUUUCUUCCCAGUGUUUAAAUGGUCCAAGUGAUGUUGGCUCAACACCUGCUCCCUGUGUUUGUCCUCCUGGGGAAAAAGGACCUCCUGGACUUAAAGGAGAUCCUGGACAGCCUGGUAUUCCUGGUUCCCCUGGACAACCUGGUCCAGAUGGUAAGCCUGGAUUACCAGGGAUAGUAGGAAACCCAGGAGUGCAGGUAAUAUUUGGAGACCAAAUAAUAAUUUUAGUCAUUAUCUUAACAGCAUCACCAUUGGAUUUCACGAUUUACAAAAGCUGACAGAAAUCAAUGGUCCAAUAUUGA